Molecule: messenger RNA, 849 nt
Organism: Cylindrotheca closterium
Lineage: Eukaryota; Bacillariophyta; Bacillariophyceae; Bacillariales; Bacillariaceae
Source: the annotation of a GenBank genome assembly
AUGACAAAUCUACCAUUGCUUGUAUAUUGCGUCAUUUUGCUGUUUUUUCAUGUGUGUGUAUGUGCAGCACUCGCUCCAAACGAAUGCAGAAGAUCCAAUAGCUCUAGGAGUCGAAGAUCUUUUCUUAUUGGUGGUGGACUUGGAAGUAUAAUUGCAGCUGCAUCCUCAGUAUCACCAUCGUUCGCGGCCGAGACUGUUGGAAAGGACAAAGACUGUAAUGAUCAGUUUUGCAUUGGAGUAUGGGAUGGACUCUUGGCGGAUUGUCCACACGCAAUGUCGUCUGGUUCUGGUUGUACAUCGUCGCAAGAUGAUACACCUGGAAUAUUUGCGGAACCUUGGGACUAUGCCGAGGCACCCAAUAAUACCCUCGACUGGCAGGUGCAAAUGAGACUGUUGGUACCAACCAUCCAACUUGUUUCGGCUCGUCGAGGAGAUGAUGCCCAAAUCCUUGUGCAGCAGGAACGAUAUCUACGAGUGUUGUUUACCGAUGGCAAGACGGGAGAAAAGUCCAUGGGAGAAUUCUACUUUACACCUGACGACACGACGGUUCAGUUUCGAAUCGCUAGUCUUGGAAGCCAAGUGGGUGGACUACUCAGCCGAUCCUUCCGGAAUUUGGAACGAUCCGAACUCAUUCGAAAGGAACUCAAAUAUCUCAAGGUACCAGUAUUACGCAAUCGAAAACGAUCUCUCUUCUUUGUGGAGUCGGAUCUAGACUCAUUUGGACCGGGAAGUGCCGCACUGGGACCUCCCGCUGAAAUGAAAACGGGUGAAUUGGAAGGUCGGGGAUCAGAUAAUGUCGAUCCAAAGUUGAAGAUUGAUUUCCUACAGCAAUUUCCAAAGAGUUUCUGA